Messenger RNA from Lachancea dasiensis, 2052 nucleotides. NCBI's taxonomy places the organism in Eukaryota, Fungi, Ascomycota, Saccharomycetes, Saccharomycetales, Saccharomycetaceae. The record is from the annotation of a GenBank genome assembly.
AUGUUUAAUCGUAUAUUCAGACCAGGACUAGUGCAAAAUUCUGUCCUUUUGAAGUGCGCGACCCGUUCUAGACUGCAAGUUGCUGGCCAUAAGCAAAGCGGUUUCCUAGCCCCUAGGUUGCUUCACUGUGGUCGCCUACUACAAAAAGAAGUUCAGACAAGCUCGGUAAAGAAUAGUUACUUCUCUGAGAGGUUUGGAAAAUUUGUCAGGCUGUCAAUAUUUACCACCGGUAUCAUUGUUUCCUCUAUUGGUAUCUCGCUAAUAGGAUUUUUCCUUUAUGAUGCCACAACAUAUAAGGACUGCGAUCAACCACAGUUUAUCGAAGUCCCCAAGCUGGCUUUGAACCCCGAGCUUGGUGGGCCUGAAAAUUUACCGAUCUUGAGAGACAAUCUUGAUGCUUAUGAUUCAGAAGACAAGGAAAAGUUGUCCUACCGGCCAAAAUUAGUUGUGUUGGGCUCCGGUUGGGCGUCAGUUGGUGUUCUUAAGUCCUUAGCUUCGGGAGAGUAUGACGUAACUGUUGUAUCGCCCCAAAACUAUUUUCUGUUCACGCCUCUUUUGCCAUCCGCUGCCACGGGAACCUUGGAGGUCAAAUCAUUAAUGGCUUCUAUUAGAAAACUUGUUAACGAGGUGAGUGGCCACUAUUUAGAGGCCAAGGCCGAAAAAGUGGAGUUCGCUGAAAAGUUGGUGAAAGUAUCUCAAUUGAAUCCACAAACCGGCGAAAAAAGACACUUCUAUCUGCCAUAUGAUAAGCUGGUUAUUGCUGUGGGAUCAAGUGCUAAUACUCAUGGUGUCGAAGGUUUGGAGAAUUGCUCUCGCUUAAAAACAGCAGAGGAUGCCAUCACUUUAAGAAGAAAAAUCAAGGAUAAUCUGGAAACUGCCUGCUUGCCUACCACCACUGAUGAAGAGAGAAAGAAGCUUCUAAGUUUUGUGGUUUGCGGGGGAGGUCCUACUGGUGUUGAAUUUGCUGCUGAGGUAUUUGAUCUGUUGAAUGAAGACUUACCGAAGAUUUAUCCAAGAAUUUUGAGGCAACAGGUUUCUGUUCACAUUAUUCAGUCGCGUUCUAACAUUUUGAAUACAUACGAUGAAACCAUAUCCGAAUAUGCCAUGCAGAGAUUUAAGAAAGACGACAUUGACGUUUUAACGAACUCCAGAGUCCAUAAAAUUCUUCCCGACAGGGUCAUCUUUACCCAGAAAAAUGCCGAGACCGGAGAAAAAGAGCUGAAAGAAUUACCCUUCGGGUUGUGCCUAUGGUCUACCGGUGUUGCACAAAAUCCUUUGGCUCAACAGGUUGUUCAAGAUUUGUCUGUUUUUCAAAGAAACAGAAGAGCCAUUGAAACAGACUCACAUCUGAGGGUACUUGGCACUCCAUUGGGAGAAGUUUACGCCAUUGGUGACUGCGCAACUGUGCGUACAGAUCUGGCUGAACAUGCCGUAGAAUUUGUAAGGCAGUUCAUUGUCAAUAAGCAUCUUCACCCAACGAGAAGCACCGAAAUUAUUACUGACGACGACAUAAAGCACCUAUCAAUAUCAUAUGAUGAAGUUCAAGACCUCGCAAGGGAACUUCUUAGAAGGCAUCCCCAAACCAGGGAACACUUGUACAAUGUUGAAGAAAUAUUACCCAAAUAUGAUACAAGAAAUUCUGGAUGUUUGGACUUUAACCAAAUCACUCAGCUUCUGAGAGAUGUCGAGAGUAAGGCCACUUCCAUGCCCGCUACGGCUCAGAGAGCCCACCAACAAGGUAAGUAUAUUGGUAAAAAGCUUACCAAAGUUGCCAGGAGUUCUGAAAUUGUGAAUGUGAACGAAAGUCCCCAACUCAUAUCCGAUGAAUCGGCUUACAAAGCUUUCAAAUACGUUCACUUGGGGUCUCUGGCCUAUAUUGGUAACUCUGCGGUUUUCGAUAUCCCAGGGUACUCUUUUGUGGGUGGCUUGAUUGCAAUGUACUUGUGGCGUGGUAUUUACUUUGCUCAGACAGUCUCCUUGAGAACAAGAGUGCUAUUAUUCAUGGAUUGGCUAAAAAGAGGAUUCUUUGGCAGAGACAUUUUGACCAUCUAG